Magallana angulata is the source of this 2028-nucleotide messenger RNA. RefSeq names its product tRNA pseudouridine synthase-like 1. The record is from RefSeq and is a predicted model, not a curated record. The transcript is spliced from 8 exons. Gene Ontology annotation, molecular function: RNA binding; pseudouridine synthase activity. The annotation marks the transcript as partial. Gene Ontology annotation, biological process: tRNA pseudouridine synthesis. Lineage: Eukaryota; Metazoa; Mollusca; Bivalvia; Ostreida; Ostreidae.
AUAGACCAUUUACAUUGGGUACUAUUGAAUAUAUGUUUAGUUUGUUAUUUUGCAUGAAAAGACGCUGUAGAAUAUUUUAUAAUAGUAUGGGGUCAACGCUUUCACUUUCAUACUUUCACUUUAAAAAAAAAACACGCUGUCCAGAUCCCGAUUGAAAUGAUUAGAACAUACACUAGACAUUUUUUCAUCCGUAUAUCAUAUGAUGGUUCAAAAUACAGUGGAGUGAGAUGGAAUCCAGAUGUGAAAACAGUUGAAUCUACCUUAUCCGACAUACUGAGCAGUUAUGUUGGUAAAGGAUUUAAUUUGAGAACAUCAAGUCGUACAGAUAAAGGAGUGCAUGCAGUAUCAAACGUGUUGAAACUUAACAUCAAUGAUCCGACACUUGCCUUAGAUGCCAAACAGCUUGCUUACAUCUUAAAUUACAAAUUGUGGAAAGAUGAGGAGGAUGUUAGAGUACUUGAUGUUCAGGAAAUACCAUUCUAUAAAAAUAGUGUGGAGCUUGUUAAGGGGAGAGUUUAUGUGUAUCGCCUGGCAGUCUUUAAAGAACUGCUGUUCUCAAUGCCCAAAGACAUCCCCGUAAAUAAUAUCAGGUGUAGGACUCUUCCAAAGCGAGGUGUAGGGAACAUCUUCCAUGAGAAAUCUUGUGUGACAUUAAGUCCACCAUUCAGCAUUGAUAAACUGAUAGAGAGUGCUGAGAUUAUGUCUGGUGUUAAUAAUGUCUACAACUGCACAACUUCCAAUGGGCAUAGGGAAAUGAACAAAAAAAAAGCUGGUAAUAAGUCGUACAUAAGAAAUAUUCAAAUAGAUAUAAAGCGCGGUCAUCCAAUGAUGUUAAAUCUUCAACCUCUGAUGGCGGAUAAACUGGAAUUCUGGGAGAUUCACUUCAAGUCCCACUCCUAUAUUUACAAACAGAUUCGUCGCAUGGUUGGAUAUAUGGUCGGAUAUGCACAAGGAGAAUACAGUUUGGAACUUUUGAGAAAAACCAUGUCUGGGUUGCAGCUCUUGGAUAAGGAGAGCGUGGAUUUAGCGAGGGCAGAUACCACUUUUACAAUGCCACCUCAGGGACUCUUCCUUCAGAACGUGGAAUUGGAUGAAAAUAAGAUCAAUGAGAAAGAAAUUAACAACUCUUAUAUUGAGCUGUUAGCAAAUUUGAGCAAUCUUUCAUUUAUAUUGUAUAAGAACAGUACUAAGCGCAAGCAGGCAACACUUCAACAGCUGUCAGAGACGCCCCCAGCACAGAUAGUUGGACUUGAUAGCUUCAGUGUUGAUCAAACAACAGGACUAAAAUUAAAAGGAAAAGAUGCAAAUGCAUACUCCAUUGUUCAGUCAGGUUUAGGUAUGGUUAAAGUAGAUAUUUAUUGAUACAAAUAUACAAAUGUAUGUAUUUUAAUAAAUUGUUUUAUUUUUCAUCAGUUUAAUAGUCUUUCAUUCAUGAUUAAGACAUGUUUUUUGUCGUGUAAGAAACAGAAAGAUUGCAUGUACAUGUGUUUUAUACAUGUAUAUUAAUUUCUCAUGUUUUAACAAUGAUAUCAUAGAAUGUUCAUGCUUGUUCAAUAUAAUUAAAUGGAGACAAAUGUCAAAGAUUACCAGGAUUACCUUUAUAGUAGAGAGAGAGAGAGAGAGAGAGAGAGAGAGAGAGAGAGAGAUUCAUGUAAAAAAAAAGCACACUUACACUCACAUGCCAAAAGUAAGUCAAUUUAUCAAAUUUAUUCCCGAUAUAUUUCAGUGCAAAACAAGACUUUUUUAAAAGGGUUUACUUCUAAAACCAUUAUUGUUUUUUUGUCAGCAAAAGUGAGUAAUUUAACCCCCCCCCAAAAAAAAAAAUUAAAAUAGAAUAGAUAAAUGAACAUGCAAUGACUGUUUUCAAAUUUAUUCUAUUCACAAUUAAUACAAAUAAAUAUAACAAAAGCAAACAUCACAUUACAAAAAUAGAAAUGAAAACUAAAUAAUUUUUGCUUUAAUAAUCACCUUACUCUGUUGGUAUGUAUUUUACUCCCAAGUACCUUAUAUGGUACACGUGCAAUACAA